ACAAGACGCCAAGGCCGAGGUAAAAACUGUGAACCCAAACAAAUAAUUUGAAAUUAAAGCUAACACAAAGAGUCGAAUUCGUGGCCGGCGUAGCGGAUUGCCGAAGAAGAGAGUUCGGUCGGAGUUUAUUUGUAAUCGCCAUGUGCCAAAGCCCAACCAAAUAGCGAAUAUUUAUCAAAAAUAACCAUAGAAAAAGAAAAAACACCCAUAGCGGAUUUCUGGAGUGAGGAAAAAUCAACGCCGCUGGGCCCCGAAGGGAAAUUUUAAGCAAACAAAAUGUGGAAAAUCUGCAUUUUUACAUUGGUAAUUGCGGUGGUUGUUGCAACAACUCUGCCGGCAACACCAACAACAACACCAGCAACAGCAGCAACAACAGCACUUCCUGGGAAAACCAUAACAAAUGACUCGGGCCACGCCUCUUUGGAGGCCACUAGCAGCCGUUCCCCGGCAGAAAACCGAACGCUGUUGAAAAUAUCCAGUGAAACGGUCGAAAUUUCAACUGUGGGCGGUUCAACCUCAACGGCCACGCCCACCACGACGGCCACAACCAGUACAACAACAACGCAGGCAACAACAGCAGAAACGGGAGCGGUGGUGCUGCCGGAAAAUGAGGAAACACGAAAAGCCAAGCUAAUAACAACCGCCCAAAAAAUGCCUUUAGUCGGUUUGGGUGAGCUGAGCGGCAUCAAGGAUGCACUGCAUCGCAUUAAAUUGAGCGAGAAGCCACUGGAGGCAACAACGGAUUCACCAGCAACAUCAACAUCAACGACCAUAGCCACUGAACAACCGGAAGCCGAGGAUCAGGACGAUGCCGACGAGGAGGAUAUGGCCCCCACGAUUUCCCCCCUGCAAAUUCAAAUGCAGGCAGCUGCCUCAUAUCAAGUAGCCGAGACGUUGGCCGACCUAAAUGAGGAGGAAAGGGCGCGAUACGAUGCCAUGCUGGCGCAACAGCCCACGGCUAGCAAGCUAAAUAUUGUGGAUCUAUAUCCACUUAAAAUCGAUGAUUUCCAGCCCAUUAUUCAGAACGAUAAUGAAGAGCUGAUCAAGCAGCGCACGGUUUUCACGCAGCCGGAAAAUACGGAGGAAUACAAACAGAACCUGAUGCCCAACGAGGUGGAGCUGAUAAUCAACAAGGAGGGAGGAGUUGGUGAUAAUCAGGAGAAAAUCAAAAUUAACAUAGCCAAGGUGGAGGAAAACACACCCAGCACAACGACGAUAGUAAGGACCACGACUAGCAACUCGAAUCAAGGAACCACGGCUGAUUUUACGGGAAAACUGCUGGCCGAUCAAGACGAUCUGAUCACGGAGAUCGAGAGCAAGUUCCAGCUGCACGAAACAACAACGGCAAAGCCCAAAGUUGCCAUAAAACUCCGCCCCGGAGAUACUUUCAUCGAUCGGCGGGUGAAGAAGAGCUUCGAAUUCCCGAUGCAACACCGGGCCAGCGAUGUAAUGGCCAUGCCACAUAUAGACUUUGCAAACACCAAGUUCCAAACCGAUGCCGAUGCCCCCAAUCCGCCGGCCACGCAUCCAGAAUUUUCCACCACAAAGUUCUACAACAGCAAGGAGCUGUACAACGAAAUGCUGCUGCAUAAUAAGCGCAAGUUAAUGAAGGAAACCAAGCAUGCUAAGGCCGCUAAGGAUGCUAGGGCUGAAGGCAGUCCGAUAAAGUCAGCGGAGGAUACAACUCAGGCCGCCAACUUGAACGUGACUCCGGAAGGGAAAACUUUUUCGCCGACAGCAACAACAGCAUCACCAACUGGAACUGCCAGCACAACAACACUGAAAUCACCAACAGCAAAAACAACAAUAACAACAACAGCAGCCUCAGUUGAGUCAACAACAAGGACGACUGACAGUCCAGAAACUACGGCAACUACGGCAGCCGCUGGAAAAUAUCAGAAAGAGCUUAAGCGUGCCAAAUUAUUGCUCAAGGCCCUGACACCGCCCAAGUCCGACAAACUGGCAGUUGUCUCGGCCAAAGUUAAAGCCGCAAAAGUAGGGGAAGAGCCAACCGCCGGGGAAUCCCCAUCAUUGACUUCAACAUCGACAUCGACAUCGGCAUCGGCAUCGGCAGUACCUUCGACCACGACCAUGACCAGUCCCAUGCUUUUGGCCACCGCAAGGACGCGUCCACAAGCGGCUAAUCCCACUAAGACAGCCUCAAAGCCAAUUGCCAGGCCGCGCAUUUUGAGUCGCCUGCAGGAGAAAAUCAAUUCACUUGAAUGCGAGAUCCCCACGGUCCCGCAGGACUCGCAUCUGUGGCGCGGCAAUGAGACCCACGAAUUGCUGUUGCCCAUUGUGACCACGGAGCACUGUAAGCCGAACGAGAACUGCAUACCGAAUGUCCUCACCUGGCGAGGCGAGGCGGAGAUCCAAUCCGGCGACAUCCUGAUUGUGGAAAUCAAUGAUGCCAUGCUAAAUCCAUCGCACGAGCCCAACAACACCAGCAGCGCGGUACACGCCACACAGGUGUAUCAGGUAACUCGCUCCGGCCACGAGCAUUGCGACGUUACCGAGGGCGUCCUGCUGGAUAUCACGCCGCUGGUGGUCGAUGGCAGGAAACUGGUUACCCUGUACGACAAGGACCUCACCGAGGGAGUUAACUUGCUAAUUGUGGUGUCCGAGCUGUGGGGAGCACAGUGUGUGCGACUGAAGGUGACCACAAAAACCGACAACUGCGGCGAGAACGCCGAUUGUUCCGGCAAGGGAGUCUGCUACUCGGACUCCGGGAUGGAGGAGUACGAGUGCCAGUGCUGUAGCGGAUUUGCUGGUCCGCACUGCGAGGAGAUCGAUGCGUGCAACCCGAGUCCUUGCACUAACAACGGCAUCUGCGUGGACCUCUCGCAGGGCCACGAGGGCAACUCCUACCAGUGCCUGUGUCCGUACGGAUAUGCGGGCAAGAACUGUCAAUACGAGUCGGAUCCCUGCAAUCCCGCCGAGUGCAUGAACGGCGGCAGCUGUGUGGGCAACUCCACGCACUUUCGCUGCGAUUGUACGCCCGGCUUCACAGGACCUCUCUGCCAGCACAGCCUGAACGAGUGCGAGUCCUCGCCGUGUAUUCACGGCAUCUGCGUGGACCAGGAGGACGGCUUCCGUUGCUUCUGCCAGCCAGGAUUCGCCGGCGAGCUGUGCAACUUCGAGUAUAAUGAAUGCGAAUCGAAUCCGUGUCAGAAUGGCGGCGAGUGCAUCGAUCACAUUGGCAGCUACGAGUGCCGCUGCACGAAGGGCUACAGCGGCAACCGUUGCCAAAUUAAGGUUGAUUUCUGCGCCAACAAGCCUUGCCCCGAAGGACACCGCUGUAUUGAUCAUGGAAAUGAUUUCAGCUGCGAAUGCCCCGGAGGUCGCAACGGACCGGAUUGUAAUCAAAUGCCACGAACGUACUUCCAGCAAUGCAACGUGAAUCCCUGCACCCACGGCGGCACUUGCUGGUCCAGCGGAGAUAGCUUCUACUGCGCCUGUCGUCCCGGCUACACGGGCACCAUGUGCGAAGAUGAGUUUGUGGUGGAGACUGUCGUUAGCUCCAGCGAAUUUAUUGUGGACGAUGCGAACGCUAGAAAUUUUAAUGACAAAACUUUCGGUUCAUCGGUUGUGCUUAAGAGUCCCAUUGAAUUGCAUAAUGCAUAUUUUGCGGCCGGAGUCCUGGCAGCCGCCAUUUUCAUCGUUGCCGUUGUGGUCACCAUUUGUCACUGCAAGGUCAAUCAGACGUAUCGGAAAUUCUCGACACGUUCCACCUCGUUUAUACCCAUCCUGGGCUUCAGUCGCCGGCCCAAAAUGCAGGGCAAACUCAAUAAGCACUGGCUGAGUGGCAAGGGUGCCGCUUCCGCUGCCGCCGCCGUCGCAGCCACUGCGGGUGGCACCUCUAAUGUGGCACCUACGGGUGGACCGAGGGGAAAUGGGGCCGCGCGGCACCUACCGGGACAACCGCAAACGCAGACCACGCUGGGUGGCCAGCUGCAGGAGCGACCUUUCCAGCGGCACCUGGCCAUGAACCUGGAGAAUGACAUGUACUACACGGUGGACUUCAGCGAGAACUCACAGCACUCGCCGUUGAUACAGUGAGACUUGGACGGCAGCGGCGGAUGGCUAGUCAAAUUCACCCCAAACAGGCAGGAGUGAGGGAGUGGCGGGGCGGGGUCCUUGGUACUUGGUCCUUGGGCGGGGAUUGUGUAAUUAUCUUUGAUGCUACUCGUUGAAUAUUCCAAAUAUUGAACAGUAUUCGAUAAUAAUAAACUAAAAACGAUAUAUGUAUGUGCGAGGGGAGAACUAACUUUACGAUUAUGAUUCCGGCUAAUGCAAGCACAAAUAUUUAUGAUUAAUACAUUUAUGUAUGUAUCUCCGGCAUAAAUAGGCUUAGCAAACUUGUUUAUCCUGGUUUAUUUUGGCUAAGCACACACGGGCACACGGACACGGACACAGAUAUGAUAAUGUUUGAUUAUAAAACACUCACGAGGGCGAAGGCGCAGGGAGAGAUAAUCUGAAAUUAUGUAAAUGUUUAAUGGGCUUGCACAAAACCUGCUCCAGUUGUCCUGUCCGCAUAAGUUUAUCGUUUGAAUUUUGUACAUUUAUUCGGACUCGGGGCAGACAAGGCUCAACUAUACUUCAAUUUGUGUUUGCCUUCUCAUGUGGAAUGCAGGAGCAGAUAGGGCUGGCCCUCGGCUAAUUGUGGCCAUAAAAUCCCUCAUAAAUUUGUUAUGCAAAUGCCGGGUCCGGCCUUUAUGGAUGGCCAUUUGCAUAUGGACAUUUCAAAGAGAUUAAAUGACUUUCUUGCCCGGCGGCAGAAAGGUUUCUCAAUAAAUUUAAUUAGCUAGAGUUGGGACUAAUUAUGUUUACCGUUCCGAAAAUUCAUAAUACUCUUAACUAUUUCCAAUAAUAACGGAAAAUGGAGUUGUCUAGCAUUUUCAAUGCAUUUUCAUUUGCAAAUGUUUGCAAUUAGUUGAAUACAAUAAAACGAAUCAGCAGCAAGAACGCCAAGAAUUUGUACUGUGAUUUGUUUCUGGUCACGCUGCUGAAAUCAAUUUCCACUCCAAUGUGUCGCAAAUAUUGGGUUUAUAUCAACUACUAAUUUCUGGAAAUUCUGUUUGGUUUAGAUUUAAUUAAUUUUGCCAUACUAAUAAAUUGGGGGAGCGGGUGAUUUAAAUUGAAUUUGGCCGGGGCAGAUAUCAGAGAUUAUUGUUGCUAACUGAAUUCGGCCAUCUGUGAGUUUGGGUGUUCGACCGCAGUCGAAAGUUGUUAGUGAAAAAUAAUUAGCAUAAAUUAAAAUUGUAGCCACAAAAGUUAAUAUGUUUUUUGUGCAUAAAUAAUAUUUAUUUUGAAAUCAUUUCCGUAAACGAUGGCAUGUGUUGUGUGUGUGUAUCUGUGUGCUGGCCACAUUUAGCAUAUUGCUGUUGAUAUGCAAACAUAAAUGCUGAUCAAAUGGCAAAGAGCUGCUCUCAAUAAAUGGUUUAAAUAAAAAUUAAAAUUAAAAUAAAGACGAAAAACAAAUUGAGACGAAAAUUCUGAUACAGCUUGGUGCAUUCAUUUUUUGCAUCAAUAAAUAAUAUUCGUGCAAUUUGGAAUGCAGAGAAUGGGUUUGUAAUUAAAAUGCUAUAUUAAGUAAUUAAUAACGAUAAACUGAGGCAAGCAAAAACAAAAGCCAAAUGGAAAACCAAUAAUAUAAAAUUAAUGAAAAGCCGUAGCCUAAGGAAAAACACGACAAAAAAAAACACAAAAAGAGAGCAAAGCAAAAAUGACAGUAAUGUAAUGAAAAAAUUUAAAUUUAAAUAAAACAAAAGGGGAAUAGCAACAUUUUUAUUCAUUGCGUGAAAUGAGUAACCUAUGGCAAAACACUUGGCGUUUUGGGCAAUUACAAUUUAAUUUUUAAGCCAAUCAGCAAAAUAAAGUGGAAAAUCCAGUGAAA
This is a messenger RNA of Drosophila kikkawai, 5896 nucleotides long. The record is from RefSeq and is a predicted model, not a curated record. Lineage: Eukaryota; Metazoa; Arthropoda; Insecta; Diptera; Drosophilidae.